Messenger RNA from Eptesicus fuscus (big brown bat), 1093 nucleotides. RefSeq names its product ADP-ribosyltransferase 1 (gene ART1). Bases 110 to 1093 code for a protein of 327 amino acids. NCBI's taxonomy places the organism in Eukaryota, Metazoa, Chordata, Mammalia, Chiroptera, Vespertilionidae. The record is from RefSeq and is a predicted model, not a curated record. The transcript is spliced from 5 exons. Gene Ontology annotation, molecular function: NAD+-protein-arginine ADP-ribosyltransferase activity; NAD+ poly-ADP-ribosyltransferase activity.
UGGCGGCCAUCACAGGAGACCAACACCAGCUUCCCUGCCCUGGAGAAGCCCUAGAUGAGGAAACGGAGACCCCAAAAGAGACAGCAACUUACCCAAGGUCACGUCCAACAUGCAGACUCCUGCUAUGAUGUCUCUGCUGCUUGUGUCCAUGGGCCUCAUGGAAGCACUUCAGGCCCAGAGCCACCCCAUCACACGACGAGGACUCUUCUCUCAAGAAAGGCCCCUGGACAUGGCCCCAACCUCCUUUGAUGACCAGUAUGCUGGCUGUGCAGCAGCCAUGACAGCUGCUCUCCCAGAUCUCAACCGCACCGAGUUCCAGGCCAACAAAGUGUAUGCUGACAGCUGGGUGCUGGCCAGCAGCCAAUGGCAGGAGCGCAAAGCCUGGGGGCCAGAGUGGGGCCUCAGCCACACCCUGAUGUCCCCACCACCCCCCGGCUUCCGUGAUGAGCAUGGGGUGGCCCUCCUGGCCUACACAGCCAACACCCCCCUGCACAAGGAGUUCAAUGCGGCCCUGCGCGAGGCGGGCCGCACCCGUGUCCACUACCUCCAACACUUCUCCUUCAAGACCUUCCAUUUCCUGCUGACCGAGGCCCUGCAGCUGCUAAGCAAGGCCCAGCGUUCUCCCCAGUGCCGCCAGGUGUUCCGAGGGGUACAAGGCCUGCGCUUCCAGCCAGCAGGGCCCGGGGCCACCAUCCGGCUGGGGGGCUUUGCCUCGGCGUCCCUGAAGAAUGCCACAGCCCAGCAUUUUGGUGAGGAAACCUUCUUUGGCAUCUGGACCUGCCUUGGUGUCCCUAUCAGGGGCUACUCCUUCUUCCCCGAGGAGGAGGAGGUGCUGAUCCCCCCCUUUGAGACCUUUCAGGUGAUCAACAGCAGCAGACCUGUCCAGGGUCCCACCCGCAUCUACCUCCGGGCCCUGGGCAAGCACAGCAUGUACAACUGCGAGUACAUCAAAGACAAGCAGUGCAAGUCUAGGUCCUGCCGCCUAGGAAACUCAGCCGUGGGUCAGGGCCCUCUGUCUACAGUCUGGUCCCUUCCACUGCUACUCUGGUUCCUUGUCGGGGGAGUCUUUCCAGAGAGUCCAGGCCUCCUCUGA